Molecule: messenger RNA, 2243 nt
Organism: Esox lucius (northern pike)
Lineage: Eukaryota; Metazoa; Chordata; Actinopteri; Esociformes; Esocidae
Exons: 7
Coding region: 374-1372 (332 amino acids)
Source: RefSeq, a predicted model, not a curated record
UGUUUUGACGAUUUUCAGCGAUUUUGAAUUUAUAUAGCAAAAUAUUGUGUAUUUUCUCGUAUUCUCUUUUUCGUUAUAGGACCGCAUUUUUUUUUACCUAAUUACUUAUAUGUUGUCAAGUUAUUCCAUGUAAACAACAUCGGUCCUUAACUGGAACCUGCUGCUACAAAGCUACAUUAGUAACCUCCGUGCAGGAGAGCAGUUCAGUUGGUGUGGUGGCUGACUCGGGUAGACUUCAAGUCAAAAUUGCUUCGAGGAAACAACAUUUAGCUGUUAUUUUAAUCAACAUUUGAAAGCCUGUUGGAGUGACAACACUCCGUUUGUUUCUGGACUUUUUAAAUUGUAUUAAUUGUUUAAUCUGACUAACGUCAUCAUGCGAAACUACGCCACGGAUGUGAAGCUCUUCGCAGAGGAACAUGUGACAGGACUGGCUGUUGCUGUGAUCACAGUAGGAGUAGGACUGUUCGUGCUGCGCCGAUGGCUAGCUGGUGGGGUCUGUCACAGCAAAGCACGGCUUGAUGGGAAGACUGUCCUGAUUACUGGAGCCAACACUGGUAUCGGGAAGGAGACAGCCGUGGACAUGGCCAAGAGAGGGGCCAGGGUUCUCCUGGCCUGCAGAGACCAGGCGAGAGCGCAGGCUGCGGCGGCUGAGAUCAGGAAGAGGAGUGGGAAUGGGAACGUGGUGGUGAAACAGCUGAACCUGGCCUCUCUGCAGUCUGUCAGAAACCUGGCUAAAGACAUCCUGGAGACAGAGAGACGCCUGGACGUACUCAUCAAUAAUGCAGGGAUCAUGAUGUGUCCUAAAUGGAAAACGGAGGACGGAUUUGAGAUGCAAUUGGGAGUGAACCAUCUGGGCCACUUCCUGUUGACCAACUGCCUUCUGGACCUGCUGAAGAGAUCUUCACCCAGCCGCAUUGUCAACGUGUCCAGCUUGGCUCACGAGAGAGGAAAGAUCUAUUUUGAAGACAUCAACCUUGACAAAGACUAUUCUCCAAAAAAAAGCUACGGGCAGAGCAAGCUGGCAAACGUGCUGUUCAGCAGAGAGCUAGCAAACAGACUGAAGGACACUGGGGUGACUGUCUACUGCCUCCACCCCGGCGUCAUCCGCACGGAGCUGGGGCGCCAUCUCUGGCCCAGCAUGGCCCUGUGGAAGAGGCUGGUUGCCCAGCCCUUCAUGAUGCUCAUCAAGUCCCCCUGGGAGGGAGCUCAGACCACCAUCUACUGCUCCGUGGACGAGAAGGAAGCCAGCAACACCGGUCUCUACUACAGUGACUGUGCUCCCAAAGAAGCUGCUCCCCAGGCCCAGGAUGAGGAGGCAGCCAGAAGGCUAUGGGAACUCAGUGCCUCCAUGGUGGGCCUGUCCAAACCCUGACCCUUGACCCCAGACUAUGGAGGCGCAGGCCUGGCCUGACUGUGUAGAAUGUAUGCCUGCUUCAUAUUUAUAUUGCUGUGAACUUGAAACCUUAGGUUCUCUUGGUGUGCAACCUAUCUCGGCUGUGUGCACGCCAGUCUCUUGAAUAAAGAAGAAGACAUUGUGAAUGACUGCUGCAGAACCUAGCUGUUUGCUGUUACAUCUUAAGCCUUAAUGGAGAAGAAUGUGAACUUAUAGGUUUUAUAGUUCGCUUGAAAUAAUGUUCAACAAAACAUCACACAAUACAAAAUUACAGACAUUUAUUUUGCACACUCUCAAAGCUUUAGAGUUUAUUUGCACGAAAGCUGCUGAAUAUGCUGAUGUGCAAUGAGAUGAAUCAAUACCCAUCAAGGUUCCACAACAGGUCCGUGGCAACAACGGGAUUGGCCUCCCCUUGAAACCCCUCCUCUUCCCAUGAUCCUCCUGUGUUGUAAUAACUUGUCUUGUGUCUUCUCCUUAGACACUGUGCUUCCAAUUUGCUUUGCUUGUUCUUUGGAGUUUUAAGCUGGGUGCCUGUAUAAGCAUUUUAUGACAACUACUGAAGUGAAAAUUGCUUUAUAAAUCAAUAUAUCAUUACCCAAUAGCAAGUUUAAUUGAAUAUAAUAACAUUACCAGCAGUUUGAUAUGCACUGAUGAGUUACACCUCAGAUUAAGAAUAGCAUGGUCCAUCUGAUGAUCAGUUCAUUACACAGUAAUAUAAUUAACCUGUAUCAGCACAUUCCUUUUCUAGUUGUCACUUCUGUUACUGCUGGGGUCUAAUAAUACAUUUUUAUAUUCACCUCCAUUCUCUGAACUCAUGUUCAUUGAAAUAAAACAAGCAUAUUUCAUCAAA